Molecule: messenger RNA, 1422 nt
Organism: Lingula anatina
Lineage: Eukaryota; Metazoa; Brachiopoda; Lingulata; Lingulida; Lingulidae
Biological process (GO): glycolipid biosynthetic process
Cellular component (GO): membrane
Molecular function (GO): galactosylceramide sulfotransferase activity
Source: RefSeq, a predicted model, not a curated record
CCAGCGACCAAUGUGCAGGCAAGGACCACCGUUUUGCGAAGCAUAUAUAAUUUAACAAAAGCUGUCAUGUCCAGAUCCAGGGUUCCGGUCAUGGACAAACCCAAACCGAACUGUACUGUGUACAAGCAUGUUGUUUAUGUUAAAAUUUCUGAAACGGGGUCGACCAUGUUCUUUGACGUCAUGCGACGAUUUGCCCUCAAAUAUUCUUUGGCCCGAGCACUGCCAAGGUUCCGUAUGCAUUUUUAUGGGGACGAAAACGUAGCUUUAAUACCAAGACCUGCCAAAAUUAAACAAAGAUUUGUUCGAAUUGAUCGACCGCAGCAGAGAUUUGACGUCAUGUACCACCACAUGGUUUUCGACGGUGACAUCGUAAGCCGAGUUAUGCCACGUGACACCUUCUACGUCACAAUGUUGAGAUACCCUUGGGCUCAAUUCAAAUCAGUUUUGAAUAAGUACAACUUGCUGCAAAAAUACGCCCCAGGAAAUGACACAGCCAUAGAACUUGAGCAAUUUCUUGAAAAUCCGUACAAAUACUGGCGAAAUGGUUCAGUCCGAACCUCUGCCUUUUCGCGCAACGGCAUGAUGAUGGAGUUGGGGUUUCCAGACGAGACAGAAGACGUCCGGAAUGACGAUCUGGUUAUCCAAGCUUACAUCAAAUACUUGGAGCAGAGGUUUGGGUUGGUUAUGCUGGUUGAAUUUCUAGACCAGAGUCUAAUACUUCUCCGUCGCAUGCUUUGUUGGGAAAUGGAAGACAUUCUCUAUACACCCAUGGAAGGCAAUAACUACCCUUUUAAGGGAAACAAGGACCAAAAACUUAUUUCAGCGCACCAGAAGUGGAGUAAAGCCGACUAUGCCGUGUAUAGACAUUUCAAAGAGAAGCUGCUUGGUCUCAUUAACAAACAACCUGCUGAGUUUCAUGACGAAGUACUUCUUUUCAAACGAGCUCUUGAAUAUGUGAAGAUAUGUGGCAGCCCCAGCAACGUGAGAAUCUUACGACGAAAAGGAAAACCGUAUGCUUCCGAUGAUGUUAUUAACUGCUCCAGUCAACCUGUUAGAAAAAUUACUUAACACGACUAUAUCAGCAUAAUGUUCCAAGUGUAUACAAUUUAAAAACAUUUGAAAGGAGGAGGGACUGCUUUUAUAGAACUAGAAUGUGCAAUAUGUCCAUAAAUGUAUGUAGUAGGGCGCUAAAGAAACAAAGGAUACCUGAGAUUGUUAAAUGUUUUUUACCCUCUCGUGUGGUUUGCGGGUGCUUCAGUAUGGCAUGGUUAAAAGUGAUCGGCAAAGACCGUGUUACGCGCAGUUAGAGAAUCCACAGUAGAAAAUUAAAUAAUUUAAGUGUUUAUAAUGUUGUACGAACGUCUUUCUUAAAGUGCUCCAAGCCAGGAUUUUGAACGCAUUCUAAGAGCAUGAAUUGCUUCC